GCGCGGGCCUUCGUGGUGCGAGGACGUGUCCUCGGCUAGGCUCUUCUGGGCUUUUGCGUGCACCCGCGCCGGCGAACAUUAAGUGCGUGCGUGCGUGCGUGCGUGCGUGCGUGUCUCUCCUGCGUUCGGCCUCCUCUAUUUUUAUUUCUCUCACUCUUCCUUACUCUUCGUUUAUUCCGCUCUUCUCGCCUCGUUAUUAUCGAUUUUUGCUCAGAAUGCGUGCCCCGUUAAAAUAAGCUUCGCGAAACUUUAGAAACUUUCGCGUUCUCUCGUGCCAUUUCUCUCUUCUGCGUCUCGGCCGAACCUCCCCCUCUUGUGUAUUUAAUCCGUUUGCAUACUUUCCUUUUGUUUCCCGCCGACUCUAAACGCGCUGAGCUGAUAAUCGAAACCGGAUAACAAUGCGAUCUGCGAUUAUGCAUAGGCCCAAGAGGCCUCAAGAAUUACCGACGACAUAAGUCUGAGUUCUUUAAAAUUUUAUUCACAUCUCAUCAAAAACAAUAAGAUAUACUUGCAACGGUGCGUCAGUGUGGCGGAAAAAACAACGAGAAUAACGAUAACGAGGACGACGUAGACGUCACGUCGCACGCGCGGCACCCGGCGAUACAUCGCGGGGGCGACGCUUUAAUCGUUCAGAAAGAAAGAAAAUCAUGCGUUUCCUGACGGCGGCAAGCGCCGAUAUCAUUCUCGCACGCAGCAUCACCGAGGAUGUAUCAUUGGACAGCGAUGUUGGCUCGCACGGAUCCGAGAAGUGCGGCGGCAGCAGCAGCAGCAGCAGCAGCAGCAGCAGCAACAGCAGCAGCAGCAGCAGCAGCAGCAGCAGCAGCAACAACAACGGGAACAGCAACGGAUGUAAUAACGGAAUUCGCGACGGCGUCGGCUACGCCAGCGGCCACGACCGCGGCCAACAGUACAACGACAGCAGCGAUAACGGCUACGCUAGUGACGAUUUCUGGGAAUGUACGUCUUCUAUCCAGCAGACGAGCUCCUGCGUAUCUAUGAAAAUCCAAUUCGGGAAUCCGUGUCAUUGACUGUCAACGAUACAGCGGUAAAUGGUGAUUACGAGGAGAUAAAUCAGCAGUAUUAUCAGCAGCAGCAGCAAUCGCAGUCGCAUCAGCAACAGCGAAUUAUCGUCACGAACGACAUCCGCAAGCGCAAGGAGAAAAAGCGAGAGACUAGUCAGACAACAGGAAACAGGAGGCAAAUCGUGCAUAACGGCGACGGCGACGGUGACGCCGGCAAGAAAGAAGGACGACGAAACGAGGAACAGCAUACCAGGACUAUGCAAAGUAAUCGUGCCUCCGGCUCCGAAGAAGCCGCCAACCAUCCUCUUAAAGACCUCACGCAGCCGAGUCUCAAUGAGCCGCUGAAGCAGCAUAAUGGCGUUGCGCUCAAGCUCGUCCAGACGGUCUCCGAGUUCGCUCAGGAGUUGGGCGCUGCGAUGGAGAGCCACUCGGCAAACGUACGACGUCUGGUUGACGAAUUUCGCGGUCGAUCGGGCGACUCAAGAAUUGAUGUCGGUGGUAUGCGACGAGUUUGGGAAAGUUUGCUGCGGCAGGUUGAGGCGGAUGCAGCUUCCCAUCUCGAUUUGGCCGCGGUGCUGCAGCAGCAAUUAUCGAGGCCCACUUUAGAGGCGAGCUUUCACCGAAAGCUGCAAUCUAGAAAGGUAUUCGCCCAUCGUGAUGCUUACGAGCAGGUAGUUAGCAAGACGGAGGAGAAGUUGCAGCGUGCCAGAUUAGAUUACAAGCGCGCCUACGCCGCGUUGCUAACCAACGAGGCCGGCGGCGGCGCCGAGCAGGAAUUGAAGCGCGCUUACUUAGAGUCGCACAACGCCUACAUCCUCCAGCUACGCGCCACGAACGCUAUUACUGAGCGCUAUCAGUGCCAUUGUUUGCCAGGGCUGCUGGGUGAGAUUGCAGAGGUCUACGAGGAACUUUGUGGAUUGGCCUGCAAAUGCGUUGCCGGGAUCUCGGACGCUGCCGGAGAGCGAUCCGGCGAACAGGCCAAACGUUACCAGAUUGUAGCCAAAGAGGCACAAGCGGUUAUACCGUCUAACGAUUUACAGGUCUUGGCGCGAAACCUAUCCGCGAACGCGACGCCGCGGAAGCCGCCGCGACGCCUGUACGUCGCGCCAGCACCACCCGAGCAGAUAUCGAUGGAGAGAAUCAGUCAAAUACCCACACUCAGGGACGAACUGGUACCAACGGGCACCAGUACACUCUCGCUCAUGGAGGAUCUUAAACAUGAGUAUGAUAGUCUCAACCAGGAAAUAGGUCGUUUGCAAGAUGCUCUGGACGCUCUCGUGCGGAUGCAGCGCAAGAGUGCCGAGAGUAAUCUUUACACGAAAGUAGCUGAACUACAAGAAGAUAUUUCUUUGAAGCGUCUCGACCUCGGUGUUGCGCAACUGCGUCUAGCCGCAGUGCAAGCACAGAAGGAACUUUUCGGAGGAGGCGAAGCUGGUCAACCGGAUGGAAUGACCAGUCGGAAGAUGUCAAACGGUUCAACCGGAAGUCCCAAGCUGAAAUGGCUGAAAGCAUUCAAGAGCCUAAAAACUAGUUCGCCCACAACACCACCGUUAUCCGACAAAGGAAAGCAGGCAACCAUGUACCACGCAGUUUCCACCGUCGUCGCCAUGUCCAGGAAGAGCCUUGAGUCCGAGGGUGGGCAUACUUGGCGCGAAUACACGUACCGUAAGAUUACACCGUGCGACGCUUGCGGCCAGGUGCUACGCGGCCACAGCCGCCAGGGUGUCCGGUGUCGGGGUUGUAAGGCAAACGCGCAUACGGACUGCAUCAACAUGGUGCAACCAGCGUUGUGCCCGAGCCUGGCGCCGAAGAAGAGCGGCGGUAUACCGCUUCUACGGCGACAAAAGACGCAAGUAACCACCGAUGAGAUACCAGCAUCAUCCGAGCACAACGUGGACGCCAUAUACCAGGUGCUGAAGCAAGCAGGCGAGAUCCGUGGAAACUCGACAAACUCACCACCUACGCCUCCCACAGCAGAACAUCCUCCUUCCGGUGCAGCACCUUCGUCAGCGAGGGCUUCCUCCCAUCCCUGUUCCUCGUCCACCUCUGCACCGCAUAGUCCGCAACGUAGACGCGAGAGGCUGAAUCUGCGGAUGAAGAGUCUCAGUCUGGAUUCUCCGGAAGGCACUGCGCACGUGCGUCGUCCGCGGGAUUAUUAUGCCGCGGGUGCAAGAGAAACCACACCGCCUCGACAUUCUGACAGUGGCAGUAUCAACAGGCUGUCACCCUGCAGCCCGGGUCAGAGUCACGGAAUGCACAAACAUGUGCGAAACGCCAUUCGGAUGUCCAGUAUGGAGCUACCGGACGAUAAUGAGAAGUCAUACUCGUCGGCGAGCACGUCGCCGUGUCCAUCGCCACACACCAAUAAUCAGAACCACUUGAAUCCACCCGGCAAGCGUGUUCUGCCACCGAAUAAUCUCUACGUUGUUCUGUACAACUUCGAGGCACGACAUCCAGACGAGCUGGAUCUUAAGGCCGGUUACAAAAUCACGGUAAUCGACAAAUCUGAGAAAGAUUGGUGGAAAGGCAAAUGUCUUGGUGGCCGUAUUGGUUAUUUUCCAAGUGCGUACGUUAUGCGAGUGGAAUCUGGUCAACGAACUCUUCAGGUCACACGCAACUUGCAACUGGCUGAUCAAACUCUGCUACGAGAUCAGAUCGUGAUCCAAGUGGGCGAAGAAAUGGAUGGGGUGGCGAUGGUAAGAUGCGCAGCGGACGUGCGUUCCGCUGAUCACACGGGCAAGGAGGGCGACGUUCUCUACAAGGAAAUUCUCUGCCCUCUCAAAUAUCUGCAGGAGGUGUGACGACAGCCUUAUCAUCACCAAGUCGUACGAGGCGGUAGCGUCAUUGUGAGCAACGAACGUCGACAUUGCACCGAUAUGCG
Molecule: messenger RNA, 3903 nt
Organism: Atta colombica
Lineage: Eukaryota; Metazoa; Arthropoda; Insecta; Hymenoptera; Formicidae
Gene: Stacl
Exons: 15
Coding region: 956-3823 (955 amino acids)
Biological process (GO): positive regulation of voltage-gated calcium channel activity; positive regulation of protein localization to plasma membrane; skeletal muscle contraction
Cellular component (GO): extrinsic component of cytoplasmic side of plasma membrane
Molecular function (GO): protein binding
Source: RefSeq, a predicted model, not a curated record